This is a messenger RNA of Arctia plantaginis, 2382 nucleotides long. The record is from the annotation of a GenBank genome assembly. Lineage: Eukaryota; Metazoa; Arthropoda; Insecta; Lepidoptera; Erebidae.
AUGAAAGACGAUACUGAAAUAUUGGCACAACACGAUAGCAAUACGCACCAACAUGCAAUUACAAUAUCUGAAGGCGUUUCUGUUAUUCUGAAACAAACUAUAGGGAUAUCCCUGAAGCAGAAAUCGGUCCGAGGCGGCGUAAGUGGUGACAAGUUCACUGAAUUCGGAGGAACUGGAUCUUCCACAAAUGACAAUGGAGUCGCCUUAUUCAACGGCCAAAUCUACCAAGGUUUACAAGAAUUUUACUUCAAGGAUACACCGGAGGCAUCCUUAGUUGGUUCAAGUUCAGGCGACUUUAAAGUUUGGCCUGGUAGGGUGACGAUUCAAGAGGAUUUUGACACAGCAAAAAAGUGUGAGGUUCGAUUACGCAAAACUCUGCCGGCGGUGUUGGAGACUCGGUGCGCCGCCGCAGUGUCCGCCAUGACGCCAACUCGAGCGCUUACCGCCCUCGUGCUAUUCGCGACCGUUGCCAGCGCCGUCGCCGAACACGAUAUAAUCUUUGAUCUAAGCGAUGAGCAGUACUAUUCCAUGCCAGUACUGUUUGAGUUGGACGAGUGGGCGGGGUGCGUCGCGCGCCAGAACUCGUACUGCGUUGGCAGCUUCGAGCUAAGCACUGAACAGAAUGACACGCACCAACUCUACGACAUGAUGAAGCGCUACUCUGCCAACUGGGUGGACAACUUCAAUCACACACGGCUGCACCGCGGCUACUGCCUGGACCGCCGGUGCGCGCCAUACGCGCCCUCGCACCACCAAAUGCAAGAGCCACUACCACGCGAUACUUUGCAAACUUGGUUCACAACGUGUGUGAAUGCGACAACCACAGCCGCCUACAACUUUUCCGCUCGUCUCUUCAACCUGGACUACUGCAAGACUGGUUUUGAGGAGAACAAGCCCCUGACUGCGAGCCAGAGAGCGUUUGCAGGCUUCGCCGCUGCGGUGUUUGGACUCACCGUGGUAUCCACAGUACUGGAAAUAACACUGCCUGAUCAUGCAAGAAAAGGUUCAGAAUGGGCACUCUCCUGGUCCCUCCAAGGCUCCUGGCGCACGCUACACGCACCCCCGCCGAGCGCCUCCCGCACCGACCUGCGGUGCUUUGACGGGCUACGAGUGCUGACCAUGGCCGUCGUUAUUAUUGAACAUGUCACCUGGAUCCUGACCCACACGUAUCUCAGCAACACGAGGAUGUACGAGCAGAUUCGUCAUGAUGUGGACGCGGUACUUCUAGCAAAUAGUACACUGGUAGUACAAAUCUUCUUCACUAUGUCGUCUUUCCUGCUCGCACACAAGCUCCUUCAGCAAAGGAGAAGAGGAGACAGCGUGCCGCCUAUCAGCACCUUCACAGAGACCAUGGUUAAUAGGAUUAUCAGGGUCAGUCCAAGUUACUUCGUGGUGGUAUGGUUUGCAGCAUCGUGGUGGGAACGCCUAGGACGAGGACCGCUGUGGGAGCCGCUGGUCCAUUCGGAAGCUGCCAUAUGUAGACAGAAGUGGUGGACUCAUCUGCUGUACUUGAACAAUGUGCUCUACGCGGAAGACAAAUGUCUGAUACAGACUUGGUACCUGGCAGCAGACACUCAACUCUACGCCCUCUGCCUUAUUCUGACCCUCGCACUAUGGCGCUAUCGACGAGCAGCUAUCGGUGUACUCCUAACCUUGCUCGUCACCUCAAUAGUUGUCCUCUUUGCUCUCGCAUACCAGUGGAACUUGGUCCCGACUCUGAUGAUGCACCGACCUGAGUCGGUGAGGGUGUCGUAUAAGGGAGAGCCUUCGUUCAACGUGCUGUACCAGUCGCCUCUGGCCAACGUGAGUGGUGCACUUGCUGGGCUGCUGCUAGCGCAUAUACACCACACGUUGCUCGACAAUGAUAUCCAGCUGAAUCACCGAAAGAUGUUUAGCUGGCUCUCUGUGCUAGCUGUUCCGGCGGCUAUGUGGUGGAUGUUAUUCUCCCCCCUCUUUCUGGGACGGGGCCCACCAAACAGAUUGGCUGCUGCAAUUCUCGCUGCUAUAGAGCGACCAGUCUUCGCUUUCUUCAUCGCGUUGGCGCUGCUAGGAGCAAUGAAUGGAGUGGAGUCGGCGGCACGUCGUAUGCUCGGCUGGUCGGGCUGGGCGUGCUGGGCGCGCUUGUCUUACGGCGCGCUGUUGUUGCACAUGCCGAUCAACAAAGCGCUGGUGGCUGCCAGGUUGUUUCCAUCGCAGCUUGACAGACGGACUGUGAUUGUAGAGUGGUUCGGCGUGGCCACGGUGUCGUACCUGGCAGCUCUACCCUUAGCGCUGCUGGUGGAGAUCCCCGUGCAGCGCCUGCACCGCGCGAUACAACGGGCGUCUGCACGCGCACCGCACUCCGUCCCGGUGCCUACGCCUCAAGACAAGGCCAACUUAUGA